AAUCAUAUCGUAUAAUACGAAACAGUCCUUGGAGGGGAAUGCUCACUAACGCAGUACUUUGUCGAUGUAAGUUGGGCAAAUUCGGAGCUCCGCACUGCUCGUAAUUACGGUGAAUUCAUAACUAAGCCGCAGGAGAAACUAUCCCCCAUCAUCAUCUUACACAGUUAGCCCCAAUUGAAGCUAUCAGCAGCGUCUUCCAUCACAAAACACUAAAGUAUAAAGACUUUUGAUUAUCCGUGAGCUAAAAAGUUUUGGUACAGACGUCAGAUUUCCAUAAAACUCAAAUCCUUCGCAACUUCAAAACUACAUGAGCGCAAGGAGAUCUCUUGCAAAUUCAUAUAAGUCAAGCCAUACCUCUUAUUUUCAAACAGUUCAAGAUGGCCCCUCAGUUGUUCUUCGUAGGUCUGGGAAACAUGGGCCGAGGCAUGGUCACCAACCUCGCACAAAAGGGCAACUUGGACAAGCCUGUCCUGAUCUACAACCGUACACAAAAGCGCGCCGAUGAGCUCUCAGCCAAGAUCGGCAACGGCAAGACCGAGGUUGUCAGCGAUCCUCUGGAUGGCCUCAAGCGCGCAGAUGUCAUCUUCACCAUGCUCAGCAACGACCAGGCAGUCGAGGAAAACAUCGACGCAUUCCUUUCGACGGGUGACGUCAGCGGGAAGCUCUUUGUCGAGUGCAGCACCAUCCACCCGGACACCACAGAGCGUCUGGCCAAGAAGGUAACCGAGGCGGGUGCCGAGUUCAUCGCCUCGCCCGUCUUUGGCGCACCACCUGCCGCCGAUGCCGGCCAGUUGAUCUUCGUCCCCGCCGGCCCCAAGGCGGUCAUCGAGAAGCUCAAGCCAUAUAGUGUCGGCGUGAUGGGCAAGGCUGAGGUCUUGCUUGCCGACCGACCUUAUGGUUCUUCGUCCACGCUGAAGCUCAUCGGCAACACCUUCAUCCUGAACAUGGUCGCUCAGCUUGGCGAGGCAUUUACCGUGGCAGAAAAGUCGGGGGUGGGCGUCGAGCCUCUCAAGAACUUCGUGGACACGCUCUUUGGCGGGGUGUACUCGGGCUACGCAGACCGAAUGGUCAAGGGCACAUACUGGAAGAUGGAAGAGCCUCUUUUCAGCGUAGAUAACGCCAUCAAGGAUGCCACCCAUGCACAGAGCAUUGCGAAGUCGGUGGGCGCAGAGGUAAACAAUGCGGCCAACGCUCAGGGGUAUUUGGAAGAUGUCAAGAAGCAAGUUGGGGGUGCAAAGGGUGAUAUUGCCGGCAUUUACGGCGCUGCCCGGGUGAGGGCGGGACUGAAGUACGAGAACGAUGCUUAAGCAAACUACACUGCAGCCAUGGUCCGAAUAAACGAACAGAUGAGCGACGCAGGGGACGGGCCCGUCUCUGAAAGUGAGCUGCAGCUCAUUUGUCGCGGAGUUGCACGGCGUCACAACGGCGAUACUUUGAUGUAACUAUGAGGAGGAGACCCAACGGUCUUGAAUCAAACAAGGUAGCAAACGCAUUGUGGCUUCCAUUGCCUCGAUCCAAACAAUCCCAAAUGUGUCUGUAUAUAGAAAGUAACAGACGCAAUGUUGCCCAAGAGUGUAAAUUCCGAGUUCAAAAGGAUUUCUAGACUUUAACGACAUGUAGUAGCAUUUAGUACUCAUAAUAUUGGAAGACAUUUCUACAAUAGACUGUAGAGCUUGUCAUGGAUGAAACCCCCCUGUUGG
Molecule: messenger RNA, 1700 nt
Organism: Truncatella angustata
Lineage: Eukaryota; Fungi; Ascomycota; Sordariomycetes; Amphisphaeriales; Sporocadaceae
Product: NAD binding domain of 6-phosphogluconate dehydrogenase-domain-containing protein
Exons: 2
Coding region: 378-1307 (309 amino acids)
Molecular function (GO): NADP binding; NAD binding; oxidoreductase activity, acting on the CH-OH group of donors, NAD or NADP as acceptor
Source: RefSeq, a predicted model, not a curated record